Polistes dominula (European paper wasp) is the source of this 970-nucleotide messenger RNA. Its product is annotated as transmembrane protein 50A. NCBI's taxonomy places the organism in Eukaryota, Metazoa, Arthropoda, Insecta, Hymenoptera, Vespidae. The record is from RefSeq and is a predicted model, not a curated record.
ACAUUUUUGGUUAUUAUUUUUAGUCCUUGUUGACAUGUCAUUUUAGGUUAGUUAUCGCUUCUCAGAGUAAACUUUUACGUCGAGUAAACAAGAAUUAACAAAAAUGACGUCCUGCCUAGAAAAUGUACAAAUUCCAACGUGCAUGUGGUUUGAAGGAGUUGAAAAACGAAAUGCAUUAGUAUCGAUAUUGGCUAGCACAUUGUUUUUUGCAGGAUGGUGGAUUAUAAUAGAUGCUCAUGCAAAAUAUCCCGCAGAGAUGGUAACCGCAUAUCAUGUCUGUGGAGUAUUUGGUACAUUAUCUCUAUUUAUGGUCAACUCAGUAUCAAACGCUCAAAUAAGAGGAGAUGAUUAUAAUGGUGGGCGCUUAGGAGUCAGAGGAGCCAGAAGUUGGUUAUUCGUGGGCUUUGUCAUAGGCUUUGCAGCAGUUAUUGCAGCCUGUUGGAUCUUAUUUGCAGACUUUGUAGCUCUAAGUGCUCAGCAUUACUGGCCCGGAAUAGGAUUAUUUUUACAAAAUGUAUUUAUAUUUUUGGGAUCUAUGACAUUUAAGUUUGGCCGAACUGAAGAUCAGUAUUAACGGAGACAUUUUGGUAAACCUAUACAAAAGUUUCACAAAGGAUUGCUUUUAAUUAUUAAUAUAUUAUGAUUUUCAAAAUGUGCUAGCACAUUAUAAAUAUUUCAACUUUAUUUGGAUCGAUGGAAAUCUCAAAUAUUCAGCUGAUCAUACAAGUGCAAGGAUAAAGGAUUAUUUGGUUUUUGAUCUUGCAUAAAACUUACAUGUAGAUGUGUAUGGUAAUAAUACUAUUAAUAAUUCAUACCUUGAAAAUUGCAAUCCAAAGAUAUUGUAAAAAUGAUUUAAAUGUGGAUGCGAUGAUCUUAAUGCUUCAUAUGAUAUUUAAGUGAAUAUAAAAAUGUUAAUAAUCUCUAUUUAUAAAUAAUUACAUUAAAGUACAUACAGUAGUAGUAAUUUCCU